This is a messenger RNA of Ectocarpus siliculosus, 1170 nucleotides long. NCBI's taxonomy places the organism in Eukaryota, Phaeophyceae, Ectocarpales, Ectocarpaceae. The record is from the annotation of a GenBank genome assembly.
AUGAACCAACAACCGCAAGCCCGCGCGCUGCCCAGCUUCUCCGGGCUGUCCUCGGCCGUCAAUGACGCGCGGGACUACGAGAACAGUCGGGGGUCGAGAAACGGCUCCGAGGUACAGCAGCAGCAGGACAACAACAGCAGCGCCGCCUCCAACAGCAACAACAAUGUCGCCACCGGCAUCAGCAGCAGGCGCGGCCGACAUGCGUCUCCCACGUCGGAGACUCCCGCGAAUGGGUUCGACGGCGGCGGCAGGAACCUGUCCGGCUCCGGCGGCGGCGGCGGGGUGCCCAGCAGCAGCAAGGCGAGCGGAGCCACGGGCGCCCUGCUGCUGCAGGAUACCUUGUCGCCUCUGCUCGAAGAGGUCGACGCGCUGUUCGAGCGGAGCAAGGACAUCGUCGCUAGCCUCAAGGCGCCCGGCGGGGGAAACAAGCCGCAGGAGGACGAUGUGGAGGUGGAGAUCAUGGAGAGGAUGGCAGAGGCGUGGCAGGCCAUCGAGGCCAAGAACGCUAGACACGACACGUCUCACAAGCUUCACAGAGAGAAGCCAAUGUUCUGCAUGGACAGCCUGGGGAAGCGGAUAAAGGCGGCGCUUCUUUGCAAGACCCUUCCACCGAACGACAACCCUGCCGUGUACGUGAAUGGCUCUAGCAACGCCCCGAGCCGCAACCUCGUAACGGCCAUCAAGCUGGCCGGCUACGUGGUGCACUGCGGGACGGGGGGCAAGGUGUCGGCGGUGGACGGUGAUGGCCGCGAGCCCCCGUCCAAGUACACCAAGGAAGAGUUCCACAACAACGUCCUGCCAAGGGCAGCGGAGAACCAGCCUCCACGCAUCUUGAACGAGCUGAGGCAGCUGUCGUGCCGCCUCGUGGCGAGCGGCAUCGCCAAGGGCCUGCUGAAGCAGGAGGAUCUGCCGGAGAUCCGCAAGAUCCUCAUCAGCCGCUUUGAGGACGGCGGGAUGCACUUCCUGGCCGGCGGCGAUGCAGCUUUCGCGCGAUUCAUCGGGGUGACGGCCAACGCUCACAAGUUGCUCGAGCGGGGCGACAUCGACGACUUCGUGGCCUUCCACGAGCGGGUGGUGAAGCUCGUGGGCAUGUGUCGCAACAGGGUUCGCCGCGCCGCGUAUGCGACGUCGAAGAGCAUGCUGCCGCGGCGCCAGGUGGUGCGGCGGUGA